UUGAAUCAUGAAAGGAGAAAUUGCUGUAAUUCUCUUUUUGACUUUAACUGUCUUUGGUCGCCAGAUACCAUCAGUUGUUGACCAAGAUGCAGCAGACACUGAAGAAUGUGCUAAUAGAGAAAUAAUAAAAGCUCCUGAUGAGGUUGAUGAUCCAGUGGUGAUUGAUGGUGAUAUAUUAGUGAGUAAAGAACAAGCAGCAAUAUACUAUGAGAGUGGCUGGGAUGGACUAGUAAACUCUGAAGCAUGGAAUACAAACCUGUACAAAUGGAAUAAGAGGAUACCAUAUCAGAUUUCAAAAGAAAUUAAAGAUCCAAGUGAUUCAAAAAUGAGAUCAAUGCACCUCAACAUUAGAAGCUCACUGCAGGAGAUUACUCAAAGAACUUGUCUAUCAUUUGAACCUGCAGGAUGCAUAGAUUUUACAUACCUUUAUUUUGCCAAAGGAGAUGAGUGUUAUACAUACCUUGGUGCUCCAGUCUUUGGAGCUAGGACAGUGUAUCUUGGAUAUAGUUGCGGUGGGGGAUCAAGUAGGGCCAGGACACCAGCACAUGAAGCAAUGCAUACGAUGGGUCGCUAUCAUGAACAGACUCGUCCUGACAGAGACACUUAUGUUACCAUUAAUGCAAACUCAUGUGAUGAUCAAAUGAAAAAAAAUAAUAAGGCUGAUACCUUAAACAUUGGGUAUGACUAUAGCUCAGUGAUGCAUUACAGUCGCUGGCAGUGUUCUUUAUCGAGACCUGACAAACCUUCAAUGACUUACAAAAAAUGGACUGGCAAUGCUGACUAUGUUGGCCAGAGACAAGUACUUAGCGCUAAAGACGUUGAACACAUUAAAGUAUAUUACUGUCCAAGUAUGAUGAUGAGGCUGGUGGGUGGGAGAGAUAAUAGUGAGGGACGUCUUGAAGUUAAUAAUGAAGAAGUUUGGGGAACUGUUUGUUCUCAUGGAUUUGAUACAAAUGAUGCUAAUGUUGUAUGUAAGUAUCUGGGUCGUCCUGGUGUAGAGGAGGUGUACAGUGCAGCUCAUAUUCAGAAUAUUCAGUCAGCACAGGAUAGUCCUAUAUGGAUGAGUGAUCUUGAAUGUACUGGACAAGAGGAUAAUCCAUUCACUUGUUCACAGAAAGUAAUGAAACAUCAUACAAACUGUGAUCAUAAUCAAGAUGUGGCCAUUAGGUGUUCCAAGGCUGCUCGUUUGAUUGGUGGUAAUGAUAACAGUGGACGUCUGGAGGUGUAUUAUAAUGGA
Amphimedon queenslandica is the source of this 1237-nucleotide messenger RNA. Its product is annotated as scavenger receptor cysteine-rich type 1 protein M130-like. Gene Ontology annotation, cellular component: membrane. The transcript has 7 exons. The annotation marks the transcript as partial. The record is from RefSeq and is a predicted model, not a curated record. Gene Ontology annotation, molecular function: zinc ion binding; metalloendopeptidase activity. NCBI's taxonomy places the organism in Eukaryota, Metazoa, Porifera, Demospongiae, Haplosclerida, Niphatidae. Gene Ontology annotation, biological process: proteolysis.